CUGCACCUCUCGGGGACCGACCCGGAUCGGAGGCAGGGGGAUGGACCGGUUGGCCUCCAAGGGACCCAUCGCCCGGGGGCAGGGGGAUGGACCGGUUGACCUCUCGGGGGUCUAACAGAUCGGAGGCCGGGGGAUGGACCGGUUGGCCUCCAAGGGACCCAUCGCCCAGGGGCAGGGGGAUGGACCGGUUGACCUCUCGGGGGUCUAACAGAUCGGAGGCAGGGGGAUGGACCGGUUGGCCUCUCGGGGGUCUAACAGAUCAGAGGCAGGGGGAUGGACCGGUUGGCCUCUCGGGGAGCAAAACGGAUCGGAGGCAGGGGGAUGGACCGGUUGCCCUCUAGGGGACCGACCGCCCGGGGGCAGAGAGAUGGUCCGGUUGGCCUCUCGGGGUCCAACGGGACGGAGGCAGGGGGAUGGACCGGUUGGCCUCUCGGGGAGCAAAACGGAUCGGAGGCAGGGGGAUGGACCGGUUGGCCUCUCGGGGACCGACCGCCCGGGGGCAGAGAGAUGGUCCGGUUGGCCUCUCGGGGUCCAACGGGUCGGAGGCAGGGGGAUGGACCGGUUGGCCUCUCGGGGAGCAAAACGGAUCGGAGGCCGGGGGAUGGACCGGUUGGCCUCUCGGGGUCCAACGGGUCGGAGGCAGGGGGAUGGACCGGUUGGCCUCUCGGGGUCCAACGGGUCGGAGGCAGGGGGAUGGACCGGUUGGCCUCUCGGGGUCCAACGGGUCGGAGGCAGGGGGAUGGACCGGUUGGCCUCUCGGGGUCCAACGGGUCGGAGGCAGGGGGAUGGACCGGUUGGCCUCUCGGGGUCCAACGGGUCGGAGGCCGGGGGAUGGACCGGCUGGCCUCUCGGGGUCAUUUAAGGGCCGAAGAGGAGUGUCCAGCGGCGGGGCGGGCUUUCUCCGCGUGCUCCUCUUCAGGUUCGGCUGGGACGUCCCCGUGAUUCUGAGAAACUCCGAAGAGACGGAAUCCAGCGCAAGAGUGUCCAAAAAGCUGAUGAGACAAGUGAAGAAUCCCUUCAGCUUGGAGAUCGCCCGUCCCUCUUCCGCUUCCCUCUCGACGGGCGUCAGCCUGACGGUCGACUGCCUGACCGACUGCGUGCUGACCUGUUACUGGGGCUGCAGCGUCCAGCGGCUGCACGAGGCCCUCCGGCGCCACGUCCACUGCGCCCGCAUCAAGACGCCGCGGGCGCUGGAGGCCGCCCUGGGCUCCGGAUUCCUCCACCGGGAACGCCACCUCGUCGAGAAAGCCAAGAGAGAGGAGAAACUCUGCCGGCUGUCCCCGGACGCGGGAAUCUCCGACUUCGGAGCCGUGCCCCGGUCGCGCUACCCGCUGGUCGCCCUCCUGACCCUGGCCGACGAGGACGACCGCGACGUCUACGACAUCAUCUCCAUGGUGUCGGUCGUCCACGUUCCCGACGGGAGCUACGGGCUCUCCUGCAGGAUGCUCUAUCAGUAUUUACUCCUGGCACAGGGCCAGUUCCACGACCUGAAGCGACUCUUCAUGUCGGCGAACAGCAGCGCGGCAGGAGGAGGAGGAGGGUCCGAGGAGCCGGAGCCGCGGGACUGCGUGGUCUGCCAGAACGGGCCCGUCAACUGGGUGCUCCUGCCCUGCCGCCACACGUGCCUGUGCGACCUGUGCGGCCGCUGCUUCCGCCGCUGCCCCAUGUGCCGGCAGCCCGUCCUCGAGUCCUUCCCCCUCCGCGCCCCCCGGGACCGCUGAGGCCGGGCCCGUCGGCCGGGAGCCGUCCCCGUCCCCCGCCGCCGUCCCCUCCCCGUUCAACGUGCGACGGACAGCCGACGCGGCGGCGCCGGGGCCGCGCCCGCCCGGCGCUCCGGAGCGGAGUGGGGAGAAGAGAAACGGCCGGCGGAUC
Messenger RNA from Ornithorhynchus anatinus (platypus), 1872 nucleotides. It is a transcript of the gene CGRRF1, whose product is annotated as cell growth regulator with ring finger domain 1. Bases 414 to 1721 code for a protein of 435 amino acids. The record is from RefSeq and is a predicted model, not a curated record. The transcript is spliced from 5 exons. Gene Ontology annotation, biological process: negative regulation of cell growth. NCBI's taxonomy places the organism in Eukaryota, Metazoa, Chordata, Mammalia, Monotremata, Ornithorhynchidae.